AUGGCGUUCAACAAUCCUUCAUCACGCACUCCCGUGUCCUAUGGCAGCGCCACCAAGGCGCUAGGCUACAUGGUCUCCAUGGUGUCGAAGGCAUUCUCCGGGGAGGACGAGGACGAGCAUGCGUCCCUCCUGAAGAAGAAGAAGGGCAAGCAGGAGAACCGCUUCAUGCUCAGCGCCUGCUGCUGCUGCAUCAUGAUUCUCCUUGCGACCGUCAUCGGGUUUGUGUGGGCGCUCAAGUCGAUGAGCUACCCGGGGUAUCAUCCUCCUGCUCGACCGGAGUGGCGGCACCAUGACAGGGGGGGGAGGCAGAGGAUGCACGUCAGGGGCAGAGACGUACGGGAUGUGAUGAGGACGCGGCAGAGGGGCGUGAUGGAGGGGCAGUGA
Guillardia theta CCMP2712 is the source of this 384-nucleotide messenger RNA. RefSeq lists its product as hypothetical. The record is from RefSeq and is a predicted model, not a curated record. The coding region runs from base 1 to 384 and encodes 127 amino acids. The transcript has a single exon. Lineage: Eukaryota; Cryptophyceae; Pyrenomonadales; Geminigeraceae.